UUUCUUUUCCCCCGUCUUUGUCGAAGCGGGUCCGGAGCGGCGGAUCGUCCGCGGGAUCCGGAUCGGGAUCGGGAUCAGGGGAGGGUCAGGGUCCUCGCCCCCUCGGGCGGGGAGCCGGGGAUGGGGGACGGAUCAUUAUCUGCCGAGCGAGUCCGACAAGAUCCAUGCGUUAAAGUUAGACCUGCGGUGAGAGAUUUAUUGGAAGAAAAGCCCACAACUGGAAGCAAACCAUGACUGAAGACGAGGGAACAGCAGCAAGUGAACCAGCCCGAGGACUGACAGCACCAACUGGAGAGAACCCUUCUGACUCAGAGUUUCCAUCGAUUCAGUCAGGAGAAAGUCUGAGCAGCAAAAGCGGGUCACACCUGUCCUCAAAAUGGGUCAAGGUGCGAGCAGUGGAGGAGUUCCAGUGACGUCAACAUCGGGAAAGGACACAGAGCAGCAAAAACCUAUCACACCUGUCCUCAAAAUGGGUCAAGGUGCGAGCAGUGGAGGAGUUCCAGUCACGUCAACAUCGGGAAAGGACGUGGAGCAGCAAAAACCUAUCACACCUGUCCUCAAAAUGGGUCAAGGUGCGAGCAGUGGAGGAGUUCCAGUGACGUCAACAUCGGGAAGGGACACGGAGCAGCAAAAACUGAUCGCAACUGUCCCCAAAAUGGGUCAAGGUACGAGCAGUGGAGGAGUUCCAGUGACGUCAACAUCGGGAAAGGACACGGAUCCGAGCUCAGUGAUCACCGAGCUCCUGGAAAGCUGUAACGAUUCCCAGCUGCUGCAGCUGACGGAUUUCUACCAGGACAGGCUGGAGCAGGCGAUGGAAGGAGGGGUGCACGGAGUGAGCCUGGCGUUAACGGCCGAGUAUCAGUUCAGUGGAGAGGAACAUCGGAAAAUCUCUGAUCUCGCUGAUAAGGGAGAGCGGGCGGACAGUUCUAAACUCCUCCUGAGCCUGGUGAUGGAGAAAGGCUCCCGCGCCCGGAGGGUGAUGUGGGAAACCUUUGUCAAAAUGCGGAUUGGUGUCCCAAAGAUUGACAAAAUACUGAAAGAAAUACAGGAAUAUGGUUGUGUUCCGGUCCAGCGACCCGUCCCGGAGAUUCCCAGAGAGCUGAAAGAUGUUCAACAGAAACAUAAGGAGACUCUGCGGACACAAACGGAAACACUGAGAGUCAACACGAUCCUGAUGAGGGAGAAGGUGAAGGUUUUCCAGCUGGUUGAUCGAUACGCUGAGCUCACGGUCAUUUCUACUGUUCGAGAUAGGACACUGGUGGAACAUGAGCUGCUGGCAAGAGGCAGAGACCACGAGGAGUGGAGAGAGGAACAUCUCCGCAGAGAGCUGGAGAAAAUCCGGACAGCUCAGCUGUUUCAGAAUAGUUACUCACAUAGAUUUUGGGACAAAAUGAAAAGAUCCUUCACACGAUCAACUUCGGGAUGUUCGGCAGCAGUGGCCGGAGUCGCGGGGAUCGGGAAAACAACAAUGGUUCAAAAGAUUGUUUAUGACUGGGCCAAGGGGAAAAUAUACCAACAAUUCCAGUUUGUCUUCAGUUUCAAAUUUCGGGACUUAAACUCCAAUAACCGCAGAACAAACCUGAGGGAAAUGAUUCUAGAUCAGUAUCCUUACUUUAGGAAAUCCUUGACAGAGGUCUGGAAGAACCCAAAGGGGUUGCUGUUUAUAUUCGAUGGUUUGGAUGAAUUCAAACACAGAAUCAAUUUUGCAGACAGUCGGAGAGAUACAGAACCCAAGCACCAGUGCCCAGAUCCCGAGUGGUGGUGUGAAGUGUCUGACAUUGUGUACAGUUUAAUCCAGGGCAAGCUGCUCCCAGGGUGUUCAGUGCUGGUGACCACCCGUCCCACUGCGUUACAUUUAUUGGAAAAGGCAGAGAUCAGUGUCUGUGCUGAAAUCCUGGGAUUUGCUGGGAAGGAACGGAAGGAAUAUUUCAUCAGGUAUUUUGAAGAUCAGACGGUGGCAGCAGCUGUUUUCAAACACGUGGAGGAGAACGAGAUCCUGUACACCAUGAGCUACAACCCCUCCUACUGCUGGAUCCUCGCUCUGGCACUGGGCCCCUUCUUCACACAAAGAGUCAGGGACCCGCAGCGAGUUCCCAAGACCAUCACCCAACUGUACUCCUACUAUAUUUACAACAUCCUGAAAAACCACGGCCGUGAGAUUGAGAAACCCCGUGAGGUGUUACUCAGGGUUGGUCAGAUGGCCUUCAGAGGAGUGUAUGAUAAGAAGAUUGUGUUUACAGAUGGAGAUUUGAUCAACUACAAUCUGCAGCCUUCCCAGUUCCUGUCCGGAUUCCUGAUGGAGCUUUUGGAGAGAGAGGAUUCUGCCCGGAGCGUGGUGUACACAUUCCCACACCUCACCAUUCAAGAGUUUGUAGCUGCAGUCGCACAAUUCCUGAAUCCACAUCCCGGGGAUAUCCUGAAAAUCCUCACUGAGGCCCACAACACAACAGAUGGGCGAUUUGAGGUAUUUCUCCGUUUUGUUGCUGGUCUCUCCAACCCAAUGACAGCUCGGGGCCUAGAGGAGUUUCUGGGUCCAUUUCCUCAUCAAACAACCUGCCGGGUGAUUGACUGGGUGAAGGAGGAGGUUAAACGUCAGAGUGGAAACGCGAGGAGUGAAUCUGGUAAAAGGAGCCUCCUGAACACAUUGCACUACCUGUUUGAGUCUCAGAAUCGUGGACUGGCUCAGGCCGCACUGGGAUCUGUGGAAACACUUUCAUUCCGUGAAAUGACACUGACCCCGAUUGACUGCGCGGUCCUGUCUCAUGUCAUCGGACUCUGUGAUACAAUAAAACGUCUCGACCUGGAGAGCUGCCACAUUCAGUGUGAAGGAAUCCAGCGGCUGGGACCCGGGCUGCACAAGUGCCGGGAGUUGAGACUGAGUGGUAACAAACUGGGAGAUUCAGGAGUGAAACUGGUGUCUGCAGCUCUGAGGAACCCGGAGUGUAAAAUACAGAAACUGGGGCUGGGCAAUGUCGGUCUCACAGAUUCUGGUGCCGAGGAUCUCGUCUCCGCUCUCAGUACAAACCCAUCACUGACGGAGCUGGACCUGAGUAUUAAUGAACUGGGAGAUUCAGGAGUGAAACUGGUGUCUGAGGCUCUGAGGAACCCAGAGUGUAAAAUACAGAAACUGCGGCUGGGAAAUGUCGGUCUCACAGAUUCUGGUGCCGAGGAUCUCGCCUCUGCUCUCAGUACAAACCCAUCACUGACGGAGCUGGACCUGAGAUCAAACUCGCUGACAGACCGAUCUGUCCCCGCUCUCCGCCGCCUCAUACUGACCCUCCCGAGUCUGGAGCGGAUCCGGCUGGGGUACAAUCAGUUCAGAUGGACCGGGAAGAAGGAACUGAGAUCUCUGCAGGAACCCAGACCCGGACUGACAGUGACCGUGUGAACAUCUGAAUGUGUGAACAUCCCCGCCCGCGGGAUGGGGACAUUUUUGCCGAUUCCCCGCCCUCCCCUUUAACUCCCCCCCCCCCACCUUCCCCUUACCUUUAAUGGCCGCGCGCCAGGUUUAAUUCCCAACCGUUCUAACGGAGCUGGCUCCAGGGUCGCACGCGUAGUUCUUUGUGCGCCCGUAGUGACGUAUUUUCGCCUGCUGUCCAGCGGCGCAGCUUCCGCCGGAUGUCCGGUUUCGAGACCCCGCCCACGUGAGACCCCGGGAAAUUACACAAACGGGAAGAUCCCGGGGGCCGGGGCUCAGUCUGGGACACCGGUGUCCCGGGGUGGGAUUAUCCCGGGAGUAUGUAAUGCUGGCUGGCCUGCUGCGUUCACGGGCAACUUUUACGUUUGAUGCCGGGGAAUUACACAGACAGUAAGGGCCCGAUGAUGG
Messenger RNA from Mobula hypostoma (lesser devil ray), 3826 nucleotides. RefSeq names its product NACHT, LRR and PYD domains-containing protein 3-like. The record is from RefSeq and is a predicted model, not a curated record. Gene Ontology annotation, molecular function: protein binding. Gene Ontology annotation, cellular component: cytoplasm. NCBI's taxonomy places the organism in Eukaryota, Metazoa, Chordata, Chondrichthyes, Myliobatiformes, Myliobatidae. The coding region runs from base 377 to 3388 and encodes 1003 amino acids. The transcript is spliced from 14 exons.